Messenger RNA from Anopheles marshallii, 426 nucleotides. RefSeq names its product transmembrane protein 60. The record is from RefSeq and is a predicted model, not a curated record. The coding region runs from base 1 to 426 and encodes 141 amino acids. Lineage: Eukaryota; Metazoa; Arthropoda; Insecta; Diptera; Culicidae. The transcript has a single exon.
AUGGGUUUCGUUCAGCGAGCUCUCUUCACCUGGUUCAUAUUACUCGUGUUUCUGGUGGUGCUCUGUUUACGGCUGGAAAAUCGUAUCUACUGGAACUGGUUUCUUGUCUUCAUUCCGCUAUGGUUGUACGACGUGAUACUGGUCGCGUGGGCCGUUAUCGAGAUCGUCCAAAGACAGCACGCCAACCGGCUGUUCUCGAUGCACCAUUACAAGUAUUAUGUAGUGGGAAUAGUGUUAAAAAUUUUCUCCCAAAUCACCAUCUGCCUGAAACUCGAGUACAAAUCGAUACCGAUGUACGUGAUGAUGAUCCCAAUCUGGAUGCUGCUGACGCUGCUUAUCGUGUUUGUCGGGACCCAUUUGCAGCCGAAACCACGGUCGAUCGGAUCGAACCGCAGCAACCGACAAUCGGCGGGCGUAUCCUCAUGA